AUGUAUUGUUUAUGCCCUAGUUUUCACUUUUAUCGCUUGAGUAGUUUAGUUGCUAUUGUUUUUAGUUCUAGUGGUGGUGUUAAGCAAACUAACGUAGCUAAGUUGCCUGUCAAAGAUGAUUCAACCUAUAAUCUAGAUGAGAGGUAUAUAGAAAAAAGACUGGAGGACUCCUUGAGGGAGGAUAAGAAUUCGGGGUGUGAGAUACCCAAGUUAGACCCCUUCGCACCGGAAGUGACUAAGUUCGAUAAAGAUCUACCUAAAAUAGUUUGCUAUGGCGUGGAUUGGGUCAAAUGUUAUUUAGACGAGUGCAAAGUAGUACCAGAGAUAUUGAGGACUACACGAGAUAUAAUAUGCACGUACAAUGAUAUACUUUACGAAAGUGAUGCUAAAUACACAAUAGGUCCGUCCAUAGAGAUACGUGGGGCUGAUGUGUAUCCGCUCAUUAAGAGCGAUCACGUGAAGGUUAAAUGUACUGGAACGCAUGAAAAUAGCAUUUUACCAAGCAAAUGGCUGGGCCACGGUAUAGGUUUCCGAUCAACAGUCCACCCUAAAAGCCCGCCACCAGGUCGAGAGAACACGUAUGAUAUUCUGUUCUUAGGAUUCGAUUCCACGGCAAAGAAUGGAUUCAUAAGACGAAUGCCGAAAAGCUAUAAGGUCGUUAAGGAAUUACUUGGAGCUACUGUAUUGAAUUCCUAUAACAUAGUUGGGGAUGGAACACCGGCCGCUUUGUUCCCAUUCUUAACUGGCAAGACCGAAUUGGAGUUGCCAGAUGUAAGAAAGAAAACGAAAAAUAAUGAUAGUUUGGACAAUAUGCCGUUUAUAUUUUAUAGGCUUAAGGAUGAUGGCUAUCGUACAGCCUAUUUCGAAGAUAUGCCGUGGAUUGGUACUUUUCAGUACCGUUUCAAAGGGUUUGUACGCCAGCCAGCCGAUCACUAUCUACGAGCGUUUUAUUUAGAAGAAUCUCAGAAUGGAAAGAAAUGGGCUAGCAAGCCCAGGAGAUAUUGUGUGGGAGACACUCCGCAGUUCGAAUUGAUGUUAAAUAUUACUGAUCAGUUCUUCAAGUUAGACGGUAAAAAGUUUGGUUUCACAUUCAUUGCUGAUAUAACACACGAUGACUUUAACAUGAUACCGACGGCUGAUGAUGCGUUGGCAGCCUUUUUAACUGAUUUCAUGGAAAAGGGAAGAGGGAAAAACACAAUGCUUCUAUUGUUUGGUGAUCAUGGACCUAGAUACGCCUACGUUCGCGACACAUUACAAGGCAAAUUCGAAGAGCGGUUGCCUCUUAUGGCUAUACGUUUACCAGAUGACCUCGUAAAAGAAAGGCCGAACGCACAAAAGAACUUGGAACGUAACGCCGAAGUUCUGACGACGCCCCAUGAUAUUCACGCAACAAUUUUGGAUGUUAUGGAUAUGAGGAAGGAGUGGAAUCCAUAUAAGAUUAAGGGUGCGGACUUGACGCGUGGUUUAACGUUAUUGGAACCGAUCUCAUCAAACCGAUCCUGUAGUGAGGCGGGAAUCGAACCCCACUGGUGUUCUUGUUUAUCCUGGGAAGAAGUGGUCAAAUCUGAUCCUAUGUUCACGAAAACUGGGAAGGCGCUGGUGGAUUUUAUUAAUUCACUCACAGACGAAGCUAGAUCAAAAUGUGUUCCCCGAACUCUUCAAAGUGUACAGUGGUCGAUGCGUAAGCGGCCUAAUAAUGGAGUACUAACAUUCGUGGCCGCGAAGGAUAUGGACGGAUACGUUGGCAAGUUCGGAAAACAGCUAAAUGCUGAUAGAGAGGAUUAUACUGUUAAGAUAACAGUUAACCCAAAUAAUGGAGUGUAUGAGGGUUCUCUGAUUUAUUACAAAGCGGAGGAUAGAUUCGAGAUCGACUCGAGAGAUAUAUCAAGGAUUAAUGCAUACAACAACGAGCCCAGUUGUAUUAGCGCGACCCUACCUCAUCUAAAUAUGUAUUGCUUUUGUAAAGAAUUCCUUUAA
Molecule: messenger RNA, 1977 nt
Organism: Pieris macdunnoughi
Lineage: Eukaryota; Metazoa; Arthropoda; Insecta; Lepidoptera; Pieridae
Source: the annotation of a GenBank genome assembly